UUGCACCUCUUGCAGCGUUUGGAGCCCGGUGGGGUAUCGCCAUGGCAGCUCAGAUGACAGAUGCUCAUCGACGGUUCUUGCAGGUCCUUAUGUCUCAUGGGAUAAUGGAAGGAUCAGAGGCCAGGAAGCUUCACAAGUGCUGCUGUGAAAUACAUAAAGUCUACUACGCACAUGAUAAACUGGAUCAUUUCAUCACCACUAUUAACAGCCAUCUCCAGCCGUUGUUUAUGCAGAUCCGGAAAGGCAUGUCGGAGGGGGACGGCAGAGCACACUACGCCCUGGUGAAUUUGGCAGAAACUGAAAUAACUAAACUGGCAUCUGACUAUGCAGAAAAUGAAUUAGAAUUGUUCAAAAAAACAAUGGACCUAAUCAUGUUAUCAGAAAAUGGCUUUGCCUCUUCUACAGAUAUUUUAAACUUGGCUGACCAACUUAAGACAAAGAAAAUGAAGAAAAAGGAAGCAGAACAAAUGCUGAAAGUUUUUGUGGAGAAUAAGUGGCUUUCUGAGAGAAAUGGAGAAUAUACUCUGCAUACUCGCUGCAUAAUGGAGAUGGAACAGUACAUUCUCACCAACUAUCCAGACACGGCGAGGAAGUGCAACAUCUGUCACACCCUGGCUGUGCAGAGCCAAGUAUGUGAAUCCUGUGGAACUGGAAUGCAUUUACCAUGUGUCAGAAAGUACUUUAAAGCUCAGACUGAACCACGCUGUCCACAGUGUAACACCACCUGGUCCUGUGACAUUCCAGGUGCGUGUCUGAGAGACUCCCAGUCACCAUCCGGAACGUGGAGAGCAGAGAAGAGCUUUACUCUCAGCGCUCGCUGAGGACAGGGAAACCUGCUUCCACCGACAUCCGUGUUCCCCACUCUUGCAGAAUAGCCAGACUGUACUCAUUCAGUAACAGUGUGUUAUUCAAUGUAGUUCUUUUUUCCUGAAGUUUUAUGAAUCUUAUAAUAAAACUAUCAUUGACCGACCUGCUCUCCUUCAGAGUUACGCCUGCAAAGCUUUCUGGGAGGCUGUUCUGUUAUUGCAGUUCUCCAUAUUCUUGGGUUGGGACUUGCUGCAUGUUUGGCAGUGAAGGAUGCAAAUGUUUGACUGGGAAGAAUAAGAAUUCUCUCAGCUUAACUGGGAAGGGGCAAUGCCAGCUUAUGUCUGGAAGU
Molecule: messenger RNA, 1156 nt
Organism: Athene cunicularia (burrowing owl)
Lineage: Eukaryota; Metazoa; Chordata; Aves; Strigiformes; Strigidae
Gene: NSMCE1
Product: NSE1 homolog, SMC5-SMC6 complex component
Exons: 7
Coding region: 42-821 (259 amino acids)
Biological process (GO): DNA damage tolerance; double-strand break repair via homologous recombination
Cellular component (GO): nucleus; Smc5-Smc6 complex
Molecular function (GO): ubiquitin-protein transferase activity
Source: RefSeq, a predicted model, not a curated record